AUGGGUUUAAAAAUCAUCAUUUUCACAUUAACUCAUAUAAGAAGGUCGGUCGUGUUGAAAUAUUCUACCUCAGAGAAAAGUAGUACAAAUAUGGGAUUAACUUUCGGUUGGGGAACUACAAUACCGAAAUCUUCCCUGGUUCGAUGCUCUGUCAAAACUGUUCGCUUACAAUCUUUUUCAACAUCAUCUAAUUAUCUGAUUGCAUCUUCAGUUCGCGAUGAACGAUAUCGUACCCAUCGACAUCAUCUUCCUCGAUUCAAAGGAGUACUCAUCUAUCUGCAUCUUGAUGAGACAUUGCAUGAGAAUAGGCAAAUUAGGAAUGAAAUUAUGACGAAUGGUGGAUUAGUUGUAUCCAACAUGACACAAGCAACACAUAUCAUAGUCAAUCCAGCUGAGCAAAACUUACCGGACGUAGCUGAAAACCAGUUUUUAGUUUCGUCACAAUGGAUCCAUGUGAGCCGAGACCUGAAUUGGUGUGCGGAUGAGCAACAGUUUAUCUUAAAGAAGUAUCGCAUUCGAAGAGGUACAGCUCGCCGUCGCUUGACCUUUACGGGCUAUAUACGAGGGCAAGGACACUGCCGUGAUUCGGCAACUAAAUACAAGCGGUACCAGCUGUGUCAAGAACUUUACAGCUCAGAAAUACGCUGCUUACAAAUGAUGGAUUUCUUAGUACGAAUAAGUACCGAUAAUUAUCUGACAAAUGAACAUAAUUUAAUAAUUUUUGGAAGUUUCCUCUCAAUGAAGACAAUCCAUUCCGAAUUAGUUGAGAAAAUUGGCAGAAUUCUCAAUACAUGGGAUGAUGACAGUAUGAUUGGCAAUAUUUUUGUAGAAAUAGCCGGAGACAUGGAACGCAGUUAUUUGGAAUAUUUCCAACAUUUAGAAAUUUGUCAGGAAACAUUCAAAGAAUGUAAACACAGAAACAGCCGAUUCAGAUCGUUCAUUGAGGUGAAAGAACAAGAUCGAUCACUCGAUAAGCAAAAGAUAGAAUAUCUGUUCAGCAUACCAUAUCAGCAAUUAACCAGCAGAAUACUAGUGACCUUAAAAGCUAUUCAUGAAAAGACUGACAAAACUUCAUCUGACUACAUCUGCUUACUAGCUGCCAUCGAGGCUGUUGAUCAGAUUUUGAGAAAAUGCAACGACUCUAAGAAGAAAACAACAGAAAGUCGACUAAUUCUUAAACAAAUCAAAAAUUUACCGGCUUACGUCAUAUGCUCCAGAGGCAUUUUUUUAGAACAGCAUACAUUCCGAUGUGUCUUACCAGAGAAAGAAAACAAGCUGUCCCAACUAAUUCAGUUUUACUUGUUUGAUGAUUCUCUCAUAAUAGCUAGGCGGCUUAAUCAAGCUUCAUGCGUAACGUUGAGCCUGACAAAAACGAAAGAAUCAAAAAAGACAGACUUCAAUGACUUUUAUCCAUUGUCUGGAAUUCGAGAAGUCUGUCUGUUAUCGGAUGGCCCUUCGAAAGCUUUCGUUCUGACUUUACGAAACGUGCAGGAUACACAAUGGUAUUUGGAUGUAAUUGAUAGUUUGGAGGACUCAAUUCAAUUCAUGAACAAACUUGUUGAUCAUGUUAACAAGAUAUGUAACAAUAGACAGCUCGAACUAUCCUCCGAUUCAAGCACUAACGAGGUUUACAAGAGAGAAUGGCUAGAGCGUUCCGAUAGUUACAGGGCAAGAUCACCUGCUCGCACCUUAUCCAGCAUCAGCAAUAGCAUCCGGCGUACACUAUCUUUCAAUUCGAAAAAUCACAGUCGACGCAGAGAACGAAGCAUGAUAGAUUGCAAGUCUGCCCCGAGUAUUUCGUACCCUCCCGAUGUACAUCUGUCAUGGGAAGAUGAUAACUGUGAGAACAAUGAACUGGUGAAUCCUUAUGAUGGAAUCAAACACUUCACUCCAUACCCUAACAUAUCGAAACGUGAACGCUCUAUACUCGAUGAUUGCUGUUAA
Molecule: messenger RNA, 1944 nt
Organism: Auanema sp. JU1783
Lineage: Eukaryota; Metazoa; Nematoda; Chromadorea; Rhabditida; Rhabditidae
Source: the annotation of a GenBank genome assembly